Messenger RNA from Onychostoma macrolepis, 9611 nucleotides. RefSeq names its product receptor tyrosine-protein kinase erbB-4-like. Gene Ontology annotation, biological process: positive regulation of kinase activity; cell surface receptor protein tyrosine kinase signaling pathway; protein phosphorylation. Gene Ontology annotation, molecular function: ATP binding; epidermal growth factor receptor binding; transmembrane receptor protein tyrosine kinase activity. Lineage: Eukaryota; Metazoa; Chordata; Actinopteri; Cypriniformes; Cyprinidae. The transcript has 29 exons. Gene Ontology annotation, cellular component: basal plasma membrane; signaling receptor complex. The record is from RefSeq and is a predicted model, not a curated record. The coding region runs from base 571 to 4596 and encodes 1341 amino acids.
CCUUGCGUCGAGAUCCUGUCAAAGCACUAUACAGCGAAUUUCUCGUACCUGAACUUUUACACUCUUUCCUGAGGACUAUUUUACCAUUUAAACGGGACGUCAUAUCACGUUAUUUACUCUGACACGCAACAGCAGCACUUGAGAAGUCACUCCGCCGCAGUUGCGUUCCUGUCUUGAGACAUUUAAAAUAAAAGGAUAUGGUGUUGGACAUGUGAAAUACACGGGCAACUUCAAACAUGAAGCUGGCAUCUUCUCUGUGUUGCCUCGGGUUUCUUCUCACUUCUGUGGCGGUCCGUCUCAGCGACUCGCAGCAAGACAGCUCCAUUUAUUGCUGCCAUUUGCAGGAGCUGCGGGAGGCUCGUCUUAGUGGACUCGCUCUGUCUUCUCCUCAGCUUGGAUGGUUGAAGGACCAUCUGCUGUGAGGAAUUUCGAGCCGUCCCGAAGUGGAGAGGCCCAGCGCGUGACGCCUCGCUGUUAUGCCCUGGCACAGAGAAUAAACUGAGUACUCUGUCAGACCUGGACCAGCAGUAUCGAACCCUUCGUAAAUACUAUGAGAACUGCGAGGUGGUGAUGGGUAACCUGGAGAUCACCAGCAUCGAUCGCAGUCGUGACCUGUCCUUUCUUAGGUCCAUUCGUGAGGUGACUGGCUAUGUUCUUGUGGCGCUGAAUCAGUUUGAGUAUCUGCCCCUGGAGAAUCUGCGCAUCAUCCGCGGCACCAGACUGUAUGAAGACCGCUACGCCCUGGCCAUCUUUCUUAACUACCGCAGAGAUGGCAACUUCGGUCUCCGUCAGCUUGGCCUUAAGAACCUCACAGAAAUUCUGAACGGAGGGGUGUAUGUGGACCAGAACAAGUUCCUUUGUCAUGCCGAUACCAUCCACUGGCAGGAUAUAGUGAAGACCACUCGCCCUGAUCACCUGGUUGUGCCGUCCAAUAGCAGCAGCUCAUGUCAGAGGUGUCACAGAGGAUGUAAUGGACGCUGUUGGGGGCCAAAGGAGGACCAGUGUCAGAGCUUGACGAAGACGGUGUGUGCCGAGCAGUGUGAUGGCCGAUGUUUUGGGCCGUAUGUCAGUGACUGCUGUCAUCGCGAGUGUGCUGGAGGCUGUUCUGGACCGAAGGACACGGACUGCUUCGCCUGCACUAAUUUCAACGACAGCGGUGCAUGUGUGACGCAAUGCCCUCAGCCCUUCGUCUACAACCCCACCACGUUCCAGCUGGAGCACAACCCGCGGGCCAAAUACACAUAUGGAGCGUUCUGCGUCAAAAAGUGCCCACAUAACUUUGUGGUGGACCACAGCUCCUGUGUCAAAGCCUGUCCCAGCAACAAGAUGGAGGUGGAGGAGAACAGAAUCAAGAUGUGCAUCCCCUGCACUGAUAUCUGCCCAAAAGCAUGCGAUGGGAUCGGCACCGCUAGCCUUCAGACAGCUCAAACCGUCGACUCCAGCAACAUCGACAGAUUCAUCAACUGCACCAAGAUCAACGGAAACCUGGUGUUCCUCAUCACAGGCAUUAAAGGGGACGUAUACCACAACAUAGAGCCCCUGGAUCCAGAAAAACUCAACGUGUUCCGAACCGUUCGAGAGAUCACCGGCUUUCUAAACAUUCAAUCCUGGCCAGAAAACAUGACUGAUCUGAGUGUCUUCUCCAAUCUGGCAACCAUCGGAGGCAGGUCUCUCUACAGUGGCAUCUCUCUUCUGGUGCUAAAGCAGCAGUGGAUUUCCUCACUGAAACUGCAGUCUCUCAGUGAGAUCAGUGCUGGAAACGUGUACGUCACCAACAACAGUCAACUCUGCUACUACAACACUGUCAACUGGACUCGACUCUUCCGCACCAACACCCAGAAGGCCCUGAUCCGCAACAACCGCGACCCCAAGGAAUGCAUUUUGGAUCGUAUGGUAUGUGACCCGCUGUGCUCUGAUGCUGGCUGCUGGGGUCCAGGACCCGACCAGUGCCUGUCCUGUCGGUUCUUUAGCAGGGGACGUACCUGUGUCGAAUCCUGCAACCUGCACGAAGGACUGGCCGGCUCUAGGCCCAAGCUGCUCACCAGGCCCUAUGUGGUCGAGAAGCGGGAGGCGGGUUUGGAGAGGGAUGUACGUGAGUUCGCAAACGGAUCAGUGUGCCUGGAGUGCGAUGCGCAGUGUGAAGUGGCGGAUGAUGAUGGUCUCACCUGCACUGGGCCUGGUCCUGAUCACUGUGUUAAAUGUCUUCACUUUAAAGACGGACCCAACUGUGUGGAGAAAUGCCCUGAUGGCCUACAGGGAGCAAACAGCUUCAUCUUCAAAUAUGCUGAGGCCAACAAUGAGUGUCACCCCUGCCAUGUCAACUGUACCCAGGGAUGCACAGGACCUCGUCUGCAAGACUGCAUUGGCAUGAUGGACAGGACUCCCCUCAUUGCGGCUGGGGUUAUUGGAGGAUUGUUUGUGGUGAUCAUCGUGGGCCUGAGUGUUGCCAUAUCAGUGAGGAGGAAAAGCAUCAAGAAGAAGAGAGCCUUGAGACGCUUCUUGGAGACUGAGUUGGUGGAGCCUCUGACGCCCAGCGGUGCGGCCCCGAACCAAGCCCAAUUGCGCAUUCUGAAAGAGACUGAGCUGAAACGGGUGAAGAUCCUGGGAGCUGGGGCAUUCGGCACCGUUUACAAGGGCAUCUGGGUACCUGAGGGCGAGACUGUGAAGAUUCCCGUUGCCAUAAAGAUCUUGAACGAGGCGACGGGCCCCAAAGCCAAUGUAGAGUUCAUGGAUGAGGCUUUGAUCAUGGCCAGCAUGGAGCAUCCUCACCUGGUGCGGUUACUGGGUGUGUGUCUGAGCCCCACCAUUCAGCUGGUUACUCAGCUCAUGCCCCACGGCUGUCUGCUGGACUACGUGCAUGAGCACAAAGACAACAUUGGCUCCCAAUUACUGCUCAACUGGUGUGUUCAGAUUGCCAAGGGUAUGAUGUACUUAGAGGACAGGAGACUUGUGCACAGGGAUCUGGCUGCUCGGAACGUCCUAGUGAAGUCACCCAACCAUAUAAAGAUCACUGACUUCGGUCUGGCUCGCCUUCUGGAUGCAGAUGAGAAGGAAUACAACGCAGAUGGGGGCAAGAUGCCUAUAAAGUGGAUGGCUUUGGAGUGCAUCCACUAUAGGAAGUUCACCCACCAGAGUGACGUAUGGAGUUAUGGAGUGACUAUCUGGGAGCUGAUGACAUUCGGAGGAAAGCCUUACGAUGGAAUCCCUACCCGAGAUAUUCCUGACCUGCUGGAGAAAGGAGAGAGGCUUCCUCAACCUCCCAUCUGCACUAUUGACGUCUACAUGGUCAUGGUCAAAUGCUGGAUGAUAGAUGCAGACAGCAGACCCAGAUUUAAGGAGCUUGCAGCAGAGUUCAGCCGAAUGGCAAGAGAUCCACAACGGUACCUAGUCAUCCAGGGGGAUGACCGUAUGAAGCUGCCCAGCCCCAAUGACAGUAAGUUCUUCCAGAGUCUGCUAGAUGAGGAGGAACUGGAAGAUCUGAUGGAUGCCGAGGAGUAUUUGGUGCCACAAGCCUUCAGUAUUCCUCCACUGGCAUACACAACCAGAUCACGCAUUGACCCCAACAGAAACCAGUUUGCGUACCAGGACGGCAGCUUCGGCAUGGAGGAGAUGAUGGCCACUAUCCCGAGGGUUGUGGCUGUGUCCGCGGUCAACCCAGGCUGUUCUGCUCAGAAGCAAUCUAUGACCCAGCAGGGAGCUUCGGGGUCCUCUGAGGCAUUUGAAGACAGCCGCUGUAAUGGCACUCUCAGGAAGAAGGCUUCACCCAGGGCGAGCACCGGGGAGGACAGCAUUGGCCAGCGUUACAGCGCAGAUCCAACUAUGAUACUGUGUGAGCGCGGAGCAAGAGCUGAGACCGACCAGGAUGGAUACAUGAGUGCCAUGCAGGACAAAAAGCCCUCAGAUUAUCUCAACCCUGUGGAGGAGAACCCGUUUGUCACCCAUCGCAGAAACGGAGAGGUCCACACUCUCGAGCGAGGUUACCACAGUAUCUCCAAUGGGCAGCCCAAAGUGGAAGAUGAGUAUGUCAAUGACCCGUUGUACCUCAACACCUUCCAUAACUCGGGGGAAAAGAGUCAUGACGUAUUGAGGAAGAACGGAGUCCCUGUGGCGCACACGGCAGCGGCGGCAGCAGCAGUAGUAGCAGCAGCAGCAAAUAGUGGAACUUCCACCAGCCAGAACCUUUCCCAAACCAUGCAACCAGCGGCAUCCAAUGUCCACGUCACAACACAGCCUCUCUACCAAGGCAAACAAAGCAUCUCCACCCUCUCAGGCCACACCCUCCAUUCUGCCCAUCCCGGACACACCCUCCACCCGACGCACACCCUCCAUCCCACUCACUCCGGGACCAUCAAGGCCGACAUAAAGCCCAAAAAGACAUUUGACAAUCCUGAGUACUGGCAGCACAGUCUUCCCCCCAAGGCCACUCUCAACAACCCCGAGUAUCUGCAGGACUGCAGCACACGCUUCUUCUACCGGCAAAACGGUCGGAUCCGACCCGCUGUGGCUGAGAACCAGGAGUACCUGUCUGAGUAUGCGCUAAAACCAGGCACCGUGUUGCCACCUCCUCCCUACCGCCAGAGAAACACUGUUGUGUAGCAACAACGGCCGAGACAAACAUGGAAAGUUGGAGGUAAAGAGAGAGUCAUAGUGUGUUUUCACCCUGGCUCUCACACCAGCAUCCCGAUCUCUCCACUCCUCUCUGAACUGGAUUUAACACCCAACCUCCAAUGACCUGGAACUGAUUCACUUGAGUGAGCUUCUCCUCCAGAGGCAUUGGUCACAGAUGGCCACAUCAAUCAAAGCUCGUUCCUGCUUGUCUCUCUUCACUUCAAUCACUAUUAAGACCUGUUUCCACUACCUGAGCCCAACUUUUGGAAAGUGAUACUCUUCCCAGCAUUUGGUAGAUGUUACACUCCUCUCAUUGAAAGCAAGUACUGACGUUGACGUGCAACGUGGGUUGAUCCAAUAGCAGAGAGGACUCAUUAUUUUGUGCAAUUACAGAAAUGUUUAUCAUUUAUCAUGUUUCGGGAUUUUGAUUUGAAGCUACGAUAAGAUCUGCUGUAAUUUAUGACUUCGGUUAGCAUAGUUUAUUUUAGCACUCCAUACAUGAUUUUAUGAGGCAGAUGUGUUGUAUGCAAAUCCAUCGUAUUGGGAAUAUCGUUGUGGGCCUUGGGACAAAAGGGACAAAAAUGGUCCUCAAUGUCGCCUACUGAUUGAGACUCAAAAAAAAAGUAAGCGCCAGGCCUGGAUGUACGCUACAUGCUGUUAUAUACAACAAAACAUAUGUUCAUUGCAGCAUGGUGUCAACUGGGACCUUUGUUCUCCACCUUCUCGAAUGGCACAUAUUUCAAAAGACACAUUGUGUAAUGUUCUGUUCAAAAUAUCUGCAUAAUUCAUCUGCACAUGUAUUGCUCAAACAAGGCACUCUUUAUUACUUCUAUUGAGCCAUUCUUUCUUCAGUUUUGAUUCGUAAGUAAGACUGGAAGGAUUGCCAACUGGAAACAGUCCUGCAGUCCAUAUUAUACGUCUGUAAAACUACAUGUGUAAAGUUGUAAAGGCAACUUGAUGAAGACAAGCACUCCACGCUGAGAACAGUAUCAGCACGCAUAUAAACGAGUCCGUACUGCAGCCCGCCACAAAAUCAAUAACUUCAUAAAAGCAAAUCUGCAACAGUCUACUGUAAUAACGUUUUUAUUGUUGAUCUAGCCAGCAUUGAUCUGUAUGCUCACAGAGUUGUCACCUUAAGGUAUCCUUCCUUAUUUUGUCAUUUAAUGUGUGGAACGAAAACCCAGAUUGGGUCUACCUUGAACUUCAGAAGCUAAAAUCAAUACUUGCGACCAAGAGCAUCCACGUAAAUGGACAUAUGGCGAUGAACGGAUAUUUACACAGCUACGGAGGCCCAGGUUUGUACGGGAGACUCGGCAGCACACAACGCCUGGCUCCUCUUCUGAAAUAUGGCCGGAAAACUGUUAGAACUAUAUAAACUUCACCCACAUGCGAGUCGAUGAGAUGCACAAGACUUGCGAUCAAGAUGGCAGCUUUUUCUAGCUGGGUUCAUUAAAACUGCAACAGUGAGGGACGUUUUGAAAUCAAGAAGGCAGGAGUACCAUCAUGCAGUACCAUGAGGAAGAAACGUACGAAUGGAAUAUUUGCCCCGAGGUCAGAGAUGAGACUGCCUCAUAUCUGUCAACUCCAUUUGAACUGUCUCCCAUAAUGACUUUUCUAUAAGAAGCGUCUCAUGGAGCAACACGGAUACUAAUUUAGGAAGAUAACGCAGCUUACUUGGGCACAUUGUUCUCCUCAAAUGGUGGAAAACAACUUUGCUACAUCUUCGGUAAAACCAUGCCAUCCAGGUUUCUACGGCUAGAUUUGUGUAUAGUUUUGAACACUGCCAGUCACUAUGCUUUUCUGUUAAGGGGAAUAAUAAUUUUGUUGUGUUGCUGGUUUGGAGAUGUGAAAUGGUUUUAUAGCACUUAACAGCCUGGCACAGCCGCAUGAGUUUGUUUUAAACACCAACGGCACUGAUUGAAUACUCAUUUAUUAUAAUCAUAGCUACAUGACGAUAGCAAACACCACCCGCCCACACAUGUUUGCUCUAUCAUUUUUUUUUUUCCUUUGUAUGUUUUUUUUUUUGUGCUUAUGAAUAUGAAGGUUUACGGUUACAUGGAGCACUUUAAUUAAUGAAUAUAACAAAGAUAGAGCGGAGUUCUUUUCAUUGUGGGAAUUGCUGUUCCCAUGCGAUAACAGAUUAGACAAAUGACAUUUUUGGCUCUCUACUGGAAACAAAAUCAGGGAAUGUUAGUGACGCGCAGUAAUUUUGCCAAACACAGAUGUUUACUAAUUAAAGUAUUUAUCUCAAGCUUUUAUCCUUAAAAAUAAUGCAAUUAGGGCAGAAUCUAUGGUGGGUCGUAGUAAUGCUAAGAUUACUUAUAACAAUAAUAUAAGACGCCUUUGCAGGACGAAACUGAUACUUGAAAUUGCUUUAUUUUAGCUCCUAUAGUGUUUGGAAACUAGUUUAUCAGUUAUGAAAUACAGUGUGUAGGACUAAGGCCAAAUUAUAUUUUUAUUCAUCUUUCUUGUAUUUAUGAGUGAACCCAGUGCAUAGUUGUCUAAAGGAUUUUGGUUGAGGUUAUGAGGUUACAAGCCAAAAUAAGUACAACCUCCAUGAAAACCCUUUUGUGUACAAUUUCCAAGAGGGUUGAAGCUUUCGGUUACCUUCUCUUAGCCUAAUUAAAGGCAAGGACCUCAUGCAUAUGCUACUGAUAAACGCAGGUCUGGGUGUCUAAAUCUAUAUAUGUAGCAACUGCUGUGAAUACAGGGUGGGUAAAGAUCUACUAAAUCCAUCAAGUGAGGAACAACUAGGCCAAAAUGGAGGAAGAUGCCUGAAAUGUGAGGGUUGCUGUUUGUGAAGACUUUCACUAUUAGAGACUGUUAGAGGAUGGAACUCGUUCUCUUUGGAAACAUUUCCACUUUCUAGGAACUCUAGGAAAUGAGGUUUGGAUGGAGCACAAAAAUUUUGUCUCACUGCACAUUGUUCAUUGGUGACUCACAUUUAGCAGAAUCUAGAAGAACAUGUGAAAGACAUCUUGGCAUGAACUUGUGUAUAUAUACCUGAAGGGGCUUGAAGAUAAUUAUUAAAUCAAGAGUAGAGAGAUAAUGGUGAAGGCUUAUGUUCCGCUUUGUUUUUGUUUUUUUUAAAAACAUUGCUUUAAAAAUCUGAAGAGUGAGUUCACUAAGUUUCAGUGCAACACACUCGAAUCAACUCUUCAAAAUGCUUAAAGUAUGCUGGUUGUCAUGCUCUUCUCCAUCAUUCAAUUAAUGAUCAACAACAUCUUUUAUAUGUAGGUUUACCGCCUGAUAUCUGUUAAGAGUAAUAGGCCAAUAGCAAUGAGUUAAUGAACCCAAUUUACAUAAGGCAUGUGUAUGCUAAAAUAAUAAAGACUUAAUUUACAGUAAAUACAGCGCAGAAACUAUUUUGCCACAUUUAGUGUUUGGUUAAACUGAAUUGUGGGUGACUGGUUGGAAAGUGUGGCGUUUUGAGUUCAAAAAUCAAAUGCAGAAGUACUUAGGGAAUUCACCCUUUGAUCUUUUUUUUUUUUUUUUUUUAGCUUUUCUCCCUCAUUUUUAACAUAUUUAUCAGCCAGUUGCAAUAUACAUGAUUUAGGCACAUAAAAUUCCCUUAAUAUGUCUUAAUGGGCCCUACAGGUCUUUUAUAAUGACCAUGUCAUCGUAUAUUUUACUGUAUAGAGAGGCAAUAAGCUUUACAAAAUACAAUGCGUUUCAGUUUCUGUUAUCACAUUACUGUUAAGGUACUUACAGUAUGUUAGGGCACUUACAGUUAAAUUAAUUUACAGUGUUAUCGAGUCUGCCUUUGCUGAUCUGAUCAUGUGUAUUUACAUGAUGCAAACAAGCACAGGUUUGUUCUUUUGGGUCCUUCUCAUUAGCUGUGCCCCCUUUUCUUUUCUUGUCUUUUCUUUUAUAAUUUCUUUUGACAUGCUCACUGGAACUUAUUUUGCAUGUGGCAAGGUAGUCAGAAAGUAUCGGUAGACUAAGCACAGUUAAAAAAAAAAAAUCAUUUUAUAUCACAAAGGACAAAAAAAGGGAAGAAAAACACCUUCCUGCAACAUUGACAUUUGGAAUGGUUGUUCCUCAUGAUUUUACUACUGUAUGUCAAUGAGAAAAUGUGAAUAGUAUUUUUAUAGACAGUUGAAUUGGCCAGAUGUAUUUGUAAAUAGCUGGGAAACUUAUGCUCUUUUUGGACUGACCUUUUUUCCCCAUUAUGUUUUGUUCACUUAUAUUGUGUGUGACCGGUUAUUCUUAUUUGAUGGCUGUAUAUAUCUGUAAUUUGAACAGCACAUAUUUGAUUUUGUAGAUCUUGCAGGUUCUUUUAGUACUUCGGUGUGUUUUUUCGUGACCGUAUGUAGCCCGGCUUGGUGCUUUUUGUGUUUUUUAACCUCUGCCCAUGUUCAAGAGGUAGGAGAUGUUUUCUUUCUGUCAGGUAUAGGCUCCUUCCAUCACCCCACAAUUUUCUCUUUUUGUACAGAAUCCAGCGUGGGGAAUCUGCAGCUGUGUGACGAUAGCAUUUGUAUCUCCCAGGAAUCUCUCUCAACUCCAGUUAGGCUUUUCCUGACUUUAGUCCUGGUCAUAUGGAUAGUGUCUAGUUCUUUCUCAGUAUGUAAUUCAUAUUCAUGCACAAUCUCCCAUCUCUUCACAUCUGCAGCCAACCGCACCGUGAGCUCAGGCUUAGCUGAGGGCCGCGAGCGUAAACACGGUGAAAAAUGAUGGCAAAAGCUGAGCUCAACCUUCUCAAAUACAUCCGCCAUGGUGUUCCUCCAAGAGAUUCGUAAGUCAGAGUGUAUUAUUCACGCUGUCAAGUGGACUAAUUGCCUGGAGUGGUGUUCAUUUGGCCACGUUGUUAUUGAGUGACGCCUCAUCAAAACUAAAGUCAAGUCUUGUCAUUUUUGACGCCCAUCUUCAGCUCUGGUCACAGUAAAUUUCUUCACCACAGCUUUCCCAUUCCCCAAAGCUAGAGCAUUUAAAUACUGUUUCACAGUUUUGUUACCUGAAUCUAUAUUUUUAAUUUAAUAUAAAUAAAUAAAUACAACACCUGA